GCUUAGGCUCGAAAACAGAAGAAAGAAAGAUGCUCGACUGGCUUCUUGUGUUUUCAUGUUAUUUUCCAUUGUUAAUUUAAAGCUCGCAGCUUAAAAACAUGUUAAUAUGUGGUUUUUAAAAAGUCUCAACAGUGCUACCGUUUAUUAUAUUCGGCCGGAAAAGGCCAAACACGUCGUAAGCCGUUCAGUAGGUGAACUGAUUAUUCGUGACGAUCCCUCGAUCAGUCGCAAUCAUGCGUUUCUUUAUCCGGAACCAAACUCGCUUAAGAUCAUCGACGCCGGUUCCCGGUAUGGAACAUUUCUCAACGAACAAAUCGAAUCGAGCCGGGAACCCAUUACCAAAGAUGUUCCGAUCAAGCUGAAGCUGGGCGAUCGGAUUCGUUUUGGCAAGUGCAAAAGUAGUUGGUGCGUAUGUCGGGUCGAUUUUAACUGCAUCACUUCAACGAUUAGCGUGACGGAACCAUUGCAAGAGGCGCUCCAAAAACUGGGCGGACGUGUUGAUGGUAACUUUCAGCCCGGUAUGACGCGGUUUCUGAUAAUGAAUUCGAUAACCACUACCACUAAACUGCUGCUGUGUCUGAUCGAACAAAUUCCGGUGGUUCGUCCGGAAUACUUUCAGGAAUGUGUUAAGGCAGUAGAGGACAACUUACCGUUGCCGGAUGUUGAUUGUUUUAUUCCGGAGUUUACCGAAUCGUACGUGCGUAGCGAUGGCAUCAAUUUUAAAGCAACUCUGGCGAGAAAAACGUUAUUCAAAGAUAAAGUGUUUGUAUUUCUUAAGGUGAAGCAUAUGAGUCAAUACGAAAAAAUAAUUACAUCUGCGGGAGGAAGUUGUAUUUGCGCUCAAAAACGCAAGAUUGCCAAGUCUUUUUUCAUCGAGCCUCACGUAAUCGUGAUGCAAAACAUGACGGAUUCGCUCUCGCAAGGCUCUUCCCAGGCUGUUCAUGGUUUGCAACAGCUUGUUACAGACGCUGGUCGUAGAAUGAUUCCAGAAGCGGAUAUUGGUCUGGCUAUUCUAUACUGUUCCUUGGAAAAAUAUUGUAAUCCAUUAUACAAGUUUUCUAAUUUGCUGGAUCUGGAAACGGUGCGUUUUAGCCAAGGAGCAGUAUUGGCGAAAAAUAGUGAAGAAUUAUCGAAAGAAAACUGCACGAAACAAAUUAUCUCAAUUCCAGAAACGGAAUCCCGAGAUAGUACCGAAAGUUUCGAUAUUCACGGAAGUUCGAGUGUAAACUCGUUGGUAUUAAAAGCUUCCGAUGCUACUUCGGAGUUUGUCAAACCUGCCGCAGCUGCAACGAAGGCAGUGCGUGGCAAACGCAAACGAGAACGAGAAAAUGAAAUGCCUCCAGCUGAAGUAAAAAAUAAUCCUACAAAAGUGAGCUCUACCGAAAGUCAAGAAUUGGUUAUACCCGAAACACCUUCGGAACAGCAAUCGUCUUCACAGUCAUCACAGUUGUCGGGAUUUCUGUCGGUGCAUCACGAUGAGCCUGUGUCUUCGACCCAAACAGAGCCAAUCAAUCGACAACAAAAGAAACGAUUGUUGAACCUUGAUGAUAACGACGACGACUUGUUCAAUUUUGGCGAUAGUCAUUUACCAAAACGAGCGAAACGCCAAACUGCGCUAGCAGAAUCUUUCAGCGGUUCGCAGUCACAGAAAAGAACCCGUUCCAAGGACCAAGACAGUGACGAUGAUUUAUUCUCCUUUGGAGCUGGUCGAUCGAAGCGUGUAAAGAAUAGCUCAACUAGCGAAUCUGCUGCAGUUUCAUCGGAAAGCUCAACACCGGUUCCGAAGAGUACGACAACUACCAACUCCUCUUCGAUUUCUUCGUACAAGCAGUUUAUCAAGCCAAUAAAAGUUCCAGUUGAUAAUUGGCUGUCAUCUACGUUCUGUGGACUGAAUGUCAAAUCACAGGAUAACGGUUCCGAUAUGUUGAACGGAUCUGAGGAACAUUCAACCGAGAAGAUAAAGACCGACCCAGACGAGCCAGAUGAAAAGACGCGAGUCUGGAUCGAUGGCAUGGAGGCGAUGUUUCAGGUGCGCGUUAAAUGUAUGAACCUGACAUCGCAUCGGCCUGCACCGCAACUGAACGAGGACAGUUUUUCAUCGUCACGAAAUGGCCUCUCCGGGUCAACAGUCAACCGUGGCUUCAAAGCAUUCGUAAAGACUCGGUUUCGAUUAUUCUCUUCUAGAAACACAACUACAAACCGCAGCAAACGAUAGUCAAAACUAAACCAGUUUGCGUGUUGGAUAACACCCAAGACGAUCACUUUUAGGAUGGGAAAUUUCGUUAACUACGAAACAAACCAAUGCUGAAGAUUUUCGAAUAAAAAGCAACCUUUAAACAUGUAUAAACGUUCCUUAUUUUUU
Messenger RNA from Wyeomyia smithii (pitcher-plant mosquito), 2362 nucleotides. Its product is annotated as nibrin. The record is from RefSeq and is a predicted model, not a curated record. NCBI's taxonomy places the organism in Eukaryota, Metazoa, Arthropoda, Insecta, Diptera, Culicidae. Gene Ontology annotation, biological process: double-strand break repair via homologous recombination; mitotic G2 DNA damage checkpoint signaling. Gene Ontology annotation, molecular function: protein binding; damaged DNA binding. The transcript is spliced from 3 exons. Gene Ontology annotation, cellular component: Mre11 complex. The coding region runs from base 107 to 2215 and encodes 702 amino acids.